Molecule: messenger RNA, 1829 nt
Organism: Coregonus sp. 'balchen'
Lineage: Eukaryota; Metazoa; Chordata; Actinopteri; Salmoniformes; Salmonidae
Source: the annotation of a GenBank genome assembly
AACUGGGUGAAUUAUUCUGAGUGGCAAGAACAGCUGUCUCUCAUACUAUUCUUGCAUUGGUUUUGUUUAUGCCAUAAACAUUGCCAGGUUAUGGAAAUUCAGCUCUGAAUAGAAAAUAGAGGACUUUGUUGAAGUACUGAAGGUUCAUUUGAUAAAUUGAGACCCUGCAUUGUAAAGAGAUAUGGAGGCUGUUUUAGGACUGUUAGUGAUCUCAGCAGGAGUGUCUCAUGGUAAGAAACAACUUUAUAUGUGUUGGCUUCCCUCUUCUUUUAUGCAUAUUAUAAUAUAAGGAGUCUUGUAUAUCAUGUAGCAGAAAUGACGGAUGAUGAUAGACAAAUUCAGAACACUUAAGAAGACAGUUGUCUCUUUACUCACUGUCCCAUGAUAAUGAUCACUGACUUAUGUUCAUUAUUACGUUGAUGCUGUUGUUUGGUUAUACUGUUAGUCGCUUGUAUCCUCAUCUGAAAAAUAAUACAUGACUUGACAUGGGUUAGAACAGUGAUAGUCACUACCGUGUAUAUUUUUCUUCUUGAUCUUCAGGCUUGGAGACUUCCUGUAAUGCUAGACAGAACAGAUCUCCGUGUUAUGGAGCUCUGGGAGGAACUGUCUAUCUCCAGCUGAUCACUGAUGCCAAGGGAAAUGAUGAACUCAUAUUUUGGAAAAACCAAACUGGUACUAGAACAGAGAUACUCAAAAGGAAGAAUUACAUACUGGUAAUAACAGACAUCACCAUUAAAGACAGAACACACUUCUUUACAAACAAUGGGACAUUUAGGUUAAAUAACACAAGACGGAAUGAUUCUGGUAAAUACCUGCUAGAAACUUAUCAUACAAACGGGACAUUCAUCUGGACCAGUGGACUACAACUGUUCAUCGAAGGUAAUUAACUAACUCUUUAUAAAGUUAAUGUUGUCAAAUCAUUAUUACAAAUUAUAACUUUGACAAGCUCUACAUAUUUCUCUUUGGCUAAACAAAAAAUAUGUGACUACCUAAUAAUCCAAAUAAUGAGAAAUUCAUUUUAUGUGUUAUCAAGGAGUCAUUUUUGUUUCAUAGGCUACUGUAGUUGGUACAUAGAGUCAUAACCAUAUCCAUCAACAUUAAAUUAUCUGUUGGUUAUUUGAAAUGCAGUCAUUGUGUAUCAUGAAUCUGCUCCUCCUGUUGACUACAGUAGCUUCUGUGGCUUUCAAGAACAAUGGCUGGUGUUGUGUUCUAAUGUGCUUUGACCUCUUACUACAGUUACAUAUCCUUCUUCCCCCACAGCUCCAGUGUCCUCUCCUCAACUGUCCUCUGAGUGUCUGUCCCAUGGAGAGAUGAGGGUGUCCUGCUCCUCUGAGGGGGACGGUCCCCAGUACAGCUGGACUCUGGAUGGACAGACACUGAGAGACACUGAGACCUCCCCUGGUGAUGAGACAAACACCAUCACUCUGAAGAAAGGCCUGUCUGGAAAUCUCACCUGUACCGUCAGAAACAACAUCAGCAGUGUUGCAAUCAGCAAGAGAAUCUCACACUGUCCAGGUAAGCUACUGUUUAAUUUACUUUGUUAAAAAUACAUAUUUCUAUGAUAAACAAGACCAAUGAUUAAUGAUAAUAAUUAUGAUGAUUAUAAUGAUCAAUGAUCAAUUCUUAUCAAUAAAAAUUGACCUGUUUAGAAACAGCACUAUCCAUUUGCCAGUAUUUACAUGUAAUUCAGAAACACGUGAUUACUGUUGUUUGGAUUACCUACAGGGCUGAUAUAUGUUCACUGGACCUUAUCCAACGGGACAAAGAUAUCAGAGUGGGUGCAUGCCACUGGUAAUUCCCUGUGUGUUGAGUCCACAACAUUGGCGACU